This is a messenger RNA of Brenthis ino (lesser marbled fritillary), 1311 nucleotides long. The record is from the annotation of a GenBank genome assembly. Lineage: Eukaryota; Metazoa; Arthropoda; Insecta; Lepidoptera; Nymphalidae.
AUGAGUAUUCAAACAGAGUUAUCGAAGAACAAAAAAAGACAUGUAAUAUGUAUGGCUUCAGACUUCUUUUAUCCCAAUACAGGUGGUGUAGAAGAACACAUUUACAAUCUAUCGCAAUGUUUGAUAAAACGCGGCCACAAAGUCGUUGUUAUCACUCAUUGUUACGGUGAUCGUGUCGGUGUCCGGUACUUGACCGGUGGACUUAAAGUUUAUUAUUUGCCUAUACGAGUUUUUUAUUCACAGUGUGCUCUUCCAACUAUGAUAUGUAAUAUAGCAAUAAUUAGAUAUGUAUUAAUACGGGAAUGUAUAGAAAUAGUUCACGGUCAUUCCGCCUUUAGUGUUUUAGCUCAUGAAGUAUCCAUAAUUGCCAAGUUAAUGGGCUUAAAAACAGUAUUUACAGACCAUAGUUUGUUUGGUUUUGCUGAUAUGUCAGCAGUGUUAACAAAUAAAUAUUUACAGAUUUGUUUAUGUGAAUGUGACCAUUGCAUCUGUGUAUCUCAUACUGGUAAAGAGAACACAGUAUUAAGAGCUAAAGUUAAAUAUAACAAAGUGUCUGUUAUACCAAAUGCCGUUGAUGCUUAUACUUUUACUCCUGACCCUAGCCAAAGAGAUCCAAAUGUAAUAACUAUUGUAGUAGUUUCAAGACUAGUUUAUAGGAAAGGUGUAGAUUUAACUGCAGCGGUGAUAGCAGAUAUGUGCCCUAGGUACCCUAAUAUAAGGUUUAUAAUUGGGGGUGAUGGCCCAAAAAUGUGGUUACUACAAGAAGUUAGAGAACAGAAAGGAUUUCAACAUUGUGUUACAUUGUUAGGAAGCCUUAAACAUUCUGAAGUCAGAGAUGUAUUAGUGCAAGGGGAUAUAUUUUUAAAUACAUCCUUAACAGAAGCUUAUUGUAUGGCUAUUGUAGAAGCAGCAUCAUGUGGUUUGAAAGUGGUAUCAACUAAAGUAGGUGGUAUACCAGAAGUAUUGCCAGAGCGUAUGAUUUAUUUAACGGAGCCAAAUGUGAGUAGUAUUGUAGCUGGUCUUGAACUUGCCAUGAAGGAUUUAAAAGAUGGCAAUGUCCUUUGUCCAUUUGAAUGCAAUAAAAUGGUUAGAAAAAUGUACAAUUGGAUGGAUAUUGCAAGACGCACUGAAAUAGUAUACAAUAGAAUAUCAUUAAAUAAAAACAAACCUUUGGGGCGGCAGUUAAAAAGCUAUUUAGAUUGUGGAGUUUGGCCAUUUUUAUUGGUUAUUAGUUUAAUGUAUUUAUUGUUACAACUAGCUGAAAAAAUAUAUAAACGAAAAUAUAUUGAUAUUGCAAAAGAUUUAAAAUUA